Molecule: messenger RNA, 1392 nt
Organism: Acanthisitta chloris (rifleman)
Lineage: Eukaryota; Metazoa; Chordata; Aves; Passeriformes; Acanthisittidae
Gene: RNF25
Product: ring finger protein 25
Exons: 8
Biological process (GO): protein ubiquitination
Cellular component (GO): nucleus
Molecular function (GO): ubiquitin protein ligase activity; protein binding
Source: RefSeq, a predicted model, not a curated record
UGGGAGAUCAGCAUCACCCUGCACCCCGCCACGGCCCAGGACCAGGACUCACAGUAUGUGCGCUUCACUCUGGUGCUCUCGGUGCCUCCCCAGUAUCCCAAUAAAGCUCCGGAGAUCUCCAUCAGGAACCCGCGGGGGCUGUCAGAUGAGCAAAUUCAAAAGAUUUCCCAGACCCUCACAAGCGUUGCUGAAGCCAGGCUGGGGACAGAGGUGCUCUAUGAACUGAUUGAGAAGGGGAAGGAGAUUCUCACUGACAACAACAUUCCUCAUGGCCAGUGUGUGAUCUGCCUCUACGGAUUCCAGGAGAGAGAAGCCUUCACAAAGACCCAGUGCUACCACUACUUCCACUCCCACUGUUUGGCCCGCUAUGCCCAGCACAUGGAGCAGGAGAUCCUCAUGCAGCAGGAGGAAAGAGAGCAGCACCUGGCACCUUCCCCAAAACAGGAAGUCGGUGUGCAGUGCCCUGUCUGCCGGGAGACACUGGUCUAUGAUCUCUGUGCUCUGAAGGCAGCACCGCCCCCGCAGCACCCUCUGGAGCCAUACAGGCCUGACACCAAGAUGCUGCAGCACCAGGAAGAACUGCGCCUAAUUUUCAAGAGACAGCAGGAGAAAGGAGGUAUCAUCGACCCCGAAGCAGAGAGGAACCGGUAUUUCAUCAGCCUCCAGGCGCCUCCAGCUGCUGCGGAUCCAGGGCAAGCAGUCACUGCCUCUGAGCCACUGGUGAGUGUUGGUGCUGUGGAUGGGCCCCAGCCGCCCAGACAAGCCUCGGCCCCAGAGCCAGCUGGGGCGCCAGAGGCCAGGGCAGAACCUGGGCAGCCCGAGAGGCCUGCUGUGCCCAGAGAGCAACCAAGCAAGAGGGAAAGGCACAGAGGGGAGAGGCCAGGCCCCAGAGGCCAGGGCAGGCAACUAUGCAGUGGCUCACAGGAACGGGGAGAGGAAGCCUGUCAUCCACUCCAUGGCUCCAGGGGGCCCAGGGCCUUCAGCCAGAGACCAGAGCGGAGACCUGCUGGGAGGCACAGCCAGGAGUUUCCAAAGCCUCACAGCAGAAGCAAGGCUGCUCCUUUGGCUGAAAGGAAGGAGUUGUGUCCUGAAGACCCUUCACCACUAACAGAGGCAGUGGACUUGAAAGAGGAGCACCAUGAUAUGGAGAGAUGGAGCACAGAGGAGGGGGCUGAGGUCCAGGGCAGGGAAAAGGAGAACCUUACAUUCAACCGCAGUGACCACAGAGCAGCCUCCAACUGGCAGGGCAACCAUAGGCCCUGGGAUUGUGGGAGGUGGGAAAGAUCCAGAGUUCAGGAGCGUGGUUCCUACCCCAGGGCACCAAGAGGGCGAGGGGUGUUCAGGUCCAGUGGACGACGAGAAGCCCAUCUUGAGAAGGAGAGUGGCUCCUAG